This is a messenger RNA of Stegostoma tigrinum, 9699 nucleotides long. It is a transcript of the gene tslig3a, whose product is annotated as family with sequence similarity 98 member A. Lineage: Eukaryota; Metazoa; Chordata; Chondrichthyes; Orectolobiformes; Stegostomatidae. Bases 16 to 1851 code for a protein of 611 amino acids. The record is from RefSeq and is a predicted model, not a curated record. The transcript has 8 exons. Gene Ontology annotation, cellular component: tRNA-splicing ligase complex.
AAUGAGGCCCCAGACAUGCCAACCGGGCAGAAGCCGCGGAGCGGCAGCACUGACGGGGAGGGACGGUCGCUCGGUGUGGGCCGUGAGGAGAGGCCGCUCGCCGCUGCCACGCACUUCAGCCUGGGCUGCGCCAUGGAGAAUGACAUCCUUGACUCGCUGGAGGAUCUGGGAUACAAGGGUCCGCUACUGGACGAUGGAGCUCUCAGCUUGGCAGCUGUUGGUGGGGCAGCUUCUCCAGAAUACACUAAACUAUGUGCCUGGCUUGUAACAGAACUGAAAGCUUUCUACAAGCUGAUUGAAAAUGUCAAUGCAACAGCCAGCCCCACAGAAGCUGAAGAGUUUCAACUGGAGAUGAGUGGUUUGUUGGCUGAGAUGAAUUGUCCUUAUUCAGUUCUAACCACUGGAGAUGUCACAAAACGCCUCCUCAACAAAAAUAAUUGCCUCUUGCUGCUCACUUACCUGAUUUCUGAGCUUGAAUCCUCACGAAUGCUUGGUGUGAACAACCCGCCAAAGAAGCAGCCAGAUAAAACCAGCCAGUCGUUUGUGGAACUGAAAUCCAUAUGUAUUACUCUGGGUAUGUCCAAGCCCCCAGAUAACAUCACCAUGUUCCAGUUCUUCAGUGGGAUUGAGAAAAAGCUUAAAGAAUCUCUGUCAAAGGUGCCCCGAAAUCAUGUUGGAAAACCUCUGGUGAAGAAAGCACUUGGACCACUUCACUGGGAAAAAUUAGAAGCUAUCAAUCAGAUCCUGGUUAACGAAUAUGAAAUUCGACGAAAGAUGUUGCUGAAGCGAAUGGAUGUAACCAUACAGUCGUUUGGCUGGUCUGAUCGUGCUAAGAGCCAAACUGAAAAACUGGCCAAAAUCUACCAGCCCAAGCGGGCAGCUUUGAGUUCAAGAAGCACCAUUUGUGUGGCACAUCUGCUAGCUGCUCGCGAGGACCUGUCUAAGAUUAUGCGAACCAGCAGUGGCUCAAUCCGAGAGAAGACUGCAUGUGCUGUUAAUAAGGUACUUAUGGGAAGAGUGCCAGACCGGGGCGGCAGGCCAAAUGAAAUUGAACCCCCUCCACCAGAGAUGCCACCAUGGCAGAAGAGACCAGACAAUGUCCAGUCCAGCAGUGGACGUGGAAGAGGUGGAUAUGACCAAGGUUCUUAUGGAGGAGGUGGACGAGGUGGAUAUGACCAAGGCUCUUAUGGAGGAGGUGGACGAGGUGGAUAUGACCAAGGUUCUUAUGGAGGAGGUGGACGAGGCGGAUAUGACCAAGGCUCUUAUGGAAGAAGCGGAUAUGACCACGGCUCUUAUGGAGGAGGUGGAAGAGGCGGAUAUGACCAUGGCUCUUAUGGAGGAGGUGGAAGAGGUGGAUAUGACCAAGGCGGGCGAGGUGGGGGCCGUGGUGGAUAUGAUAGGACAGAACAAGGAGGACGUGGCGGAGGCAGAGGAAAAAUUCAAGGUGGAUGGUCAGACGGAAGUGGCGGUCAUCAAGAUUCUAGCUACCAAGGGGGGCAUGGUGGUUACCACAGUGGUAGCUACCAAAGCAGUGCUGGCAGUUACCAAGGAGGUGGCUACCAUGGAGGUGGUGGAAGCUAUCAAGGGGGCGGCUAUCAAGGGGGCAGCUACCAAGGACAUCAAGACAACAGAAAUCAAGAUAGCAGCCAUGAACAGGGUGGAGGACGAGGUGCAGGACGUGGAGGUCGUGGCCGUGGGGGUCGUGGAGGGCGUGGGGGACAAGGUGGUGGGUGGGUCAACAGAGGUGGACUAAACUACAACCAGGGAGGACAGUUUGAGCAAUAUUUCCAGCAUGGUGGCCAACAGUACAAUCCUUCUGGUUUCUAUCAAGGUAGGCAGUAUUCUAGCUAAUAAUUCAUAGCUUUGACUAUUGGCUUCUUCCUACAAGAGUCACAGACUCAGCCAUAAAUAGUUACCAACUGUUGAAUGCCUCUAAAAUCCAAUACCUUGUACUGAAUCAGCAGUAUUGCAGAUUUAUUUGUUAAACAAUGGAAAGCAGAAAUACCUGCUUUCAUCAGGAGUGAAGGCUUGUGAUUCUAAACCUUUGUUUUGAUGUCCCAUCCCCACUCUUUAAAAAUUGGGUUUUAGGCUUAGAACUACUUGAGCAUAGCAAAAAAAAACCCUGCUUCUCUGCAUGUGUAACUGUCAUUGACAAGAUUAAAACUCUUUAUUUUGUUGAAAGUGCACUACAGACCAAACAUUUAAGCCCCAACUGAGCCUGGAAGCCUCCUUUUCAAAUAGACUGACGCUUUCGACAAAAACAUCUGCAGAGCUUACAUUUCUGUUCUGUCCUCGAGAUUAAGCCAAAUGGUAACUUCCUGCUGGCUGUUAAUUGUACAUAACUGUAAACUUCACAAGCAGAGUGAAUGACAGUGUGAAAGAUAAGCAAUUAAGUGUCCCUGUGCUGUUCAGAAUUAUUGGAUUUUAGUUGAACAGAGUUAAUGGAUGAGGGAUAAGAGUCCUUUGGGUAUCAAAAGAGGAUUACAGUACCAAUCUUUUAUUUAAAGUGUGCAAGAAAGUGUGUGUAUGCAUAUUAGCAUUUUUACCCAAACAUUGAAUUGAGAAAUUGUUGUUUGGGUGACACCCAUGGUUUUUUGUGUAUUUCUAACUUAUAAUGUUUGGGAAGUUUACUGUAUGUCAUCCCUUUUGCAAAUGUGUGUAGGUUGAAAGCUGCAAAGGAUAUUCAGCACAGAAAGGGCUAAUGUGUAGGUUUAACUAAUUCAGCCUUAAAUUAUGCACAAUGCCUAUAAUUCUACAGACAAGUGAAAAUAUUGGCCAAGAAUGGCUGAUUGUAUUUGUAAAAUACAAAUUGUUUUUGUUCCCGUUGAAAUAUUGGCAAGGGGCCUGAUCAUACAUGGCGCACUUCAUUAUUUGGAAGUUGAGGCAGUUGCUGAAUAUUAACCCAUGGUCAAAGAGCUGGAAAUAAAAGCAAAUGUGAAACAAGUUAUCCUACAUACACAUUCUUGUGUUGUGAUUUAAUUAUUGAUUUCUUUUCAGUUUGAACAAAACGUGACAGUUAACAUAGUUUUUUCUGUUGAAAUUUUUAAUUGAUCUGCCAGCAUUGAAGUCACUGUAGCCCUCUGAGAAUGUAACUUUUAAAGACAUUGUAUUCUGGACAGUAGGAUUUUUUUGCCGUUUUUGGCACUUAAUGCACACUAGAGGUCACUGUGUUGUAAACUGAGAGUAACAGCUGUUGGUCAACACGAGCUGAUAGCUAACUGGUGCUGUUCUUGUCAGGAAGCAUUUUUGAUCUGCUGUUCUCUCAUCCAGUUACUCUGUCUUAUUUCAAAGAAACUGUUGCCAAAGACUUCUAGCUUGUUUGUUAAUUGGUUGUCUUUGGCUGAGACUGCUGAUCAGAUCCCUCCGGUUCAUCUGUAGGGACCAAAAACACGGGCAAAGCAUUUGUCAGCAACUAUAAUCAUCUCUUGUUUGUCCUAUUUGUAUGUAAUAUAAAGUGCUUUGUCUUUUUUAAUUAAAUUGAAGAUUUAGCACUAAUUUGCCCAAAAAUGGUGGGGUAGAAUAUAAACUGAAGUUAUUUAAAUCAGCAGUGUAUACACUGUAUAUUCUGUUCUUAAAAAGGCUUGAAAAUCUAAACUGCAUUUAAGUCUAAAGAUUGCCUAUUAAGAUUUUCUUGCUAAGACUCUGGCUUUUUUCAGGGAUUGAAGCAUUGUUUUGAUUCUGGGUAGAGAGAUCCCGCUUGGCCCAUAAAACAUAGCGGAUUCUUUUAAUGCAGUGGAACCUAAUGUAGAUCUAAUCUAAUGUAGUACAGAUAAUUAAAUAAAUUUUUUGUUAUUUAACAGAUGUACUUGCUUAAUUUAUUUAAGUGUGGGAACUGAUUACCUGAUCAGUACAAAGAACUAUUUCAGUUAAUAGUUUCUGAACCUUGUUCAGUUUGAUCUUCCUAAUGCUCUGAGCUGAUAUCAGCCAUAGGUGGCUUGUUGGGAGUGCUGCUACUGUUCUUGAUAGAAUGAAAAUACAUCAGCUAAGGUUCCCUCUUCAAAUUGUCUUCGAACAUUUUCUUAGAAUUGCAUGAGUGCAAUCUAGGUUGGGUGAGGAAAGAUUGAGGCUAUGAUGUGAUGGAUAUAUGAUUGAAAUGACCUUAUGUAGGCUAAUGUUUAAAAUAUUCGAUUAACAAAUAAUAACAUUGGUUGGUGUGGGUGGUGCAGUAUGUCAAUCUGUGCCUAUGGUGUUAUUCUGUGCCUAGUGUAAGUUAUUAAUCAUGCAAAUUUAAACUUUGCAAUUAUUAAAAUAUUCAGAGCUGGGGACUGUACCUGCUUACGGUAGAGGGCUCCUUCGUUGCAGAGUAGAAUCACUCUUUGACUGACUUAAGUAAAGGAAUUUGCUGUACACAAAGCUUACGAACAUUUUAAAUAGCAUGCGAACAGCUAUCCAAAUCAAAGUUCAUGCCCAGAAACAGCAGUUAUUUAGUCAGGGUAUAGCUUCCUGUGAUUUCCAUGUUCUAUGGUAAGCGAUUUCAUGCCCCCACCCUCCCUAUUAAGGAAUUUUUAUUUUCAAAGCUGCUGCAUGAAGUUGAGCUCAGGGAUGAGCUCAGCUUGUAUGGAGAAUGAAAUCAGAGGUUGGAUGGAAAGGAGCAACUAUGUCUGAAUAUAAACCAUUGAAUAGAGAUACAGCAGAUGGGUAAACUACCAGAACCUGGUUUGAGCUGUUCUUGUGGCAGUCAUGAAUCUUGUCAAUCAUUGCCACAUUUGCUAUUUGAUUCUAUCACUGAACUAUUUAGAGUUGUUUUUGCUAAUAAAUAUCAUGUGCUUAUUCCAUCCCUGUGCCAGAAAUCCUACUUAAGUGCACAAAAUAUUUCUCACCACGUUCACAAGUGAUCUUCAUUGUAUUUGCAAGAAGUUUUUUAAAUGGAGCUGCCAAACGUUGUAGCUCCCCAAUUGAAUGUUGCAGUGCACAAUGUUUCUGUAAUCCAUGCUAUUUCGGUUGUAAAGUCUUAAUGUAAUUUAAGAGGAUAGAAGGAUGCGUUAGGUGGGGAGAAAGAAAUGUACUAAUAUAAUUGACACAUGAUUUAUCUCGAACUUAUAGCACAAAGCUAUUUGUUCGCGUUUUUCAUGAUUUGGAGGGUACAAUUGUGUUGGUUGAGCGAGAACUACCAUUCUUUGACAGUGGAAGUUAAUUGGUAUAAUGUAUUAACUGCAUUGAUAGAAAUUAAAGAUGUUAUGAUCAUGCCACUUGUAAUAUCUCUAAAAUCAUGUACUGCCUUGCAUCUUAGGUCUUUGUUCUGUUUGAUUUGCAAAACUAGAUUCUAUUUUUGUCAAACUUCAAUUGUCCUUGUUUUUUUAUUAGAGAUAUUGUCCUUUUUCUAGUAUUGAUUCAAAAUCAUCAUUUUAUUGACUUGCAUUUUUUCAAAACAACACAGAAAAAUUACACUUGUAAUACCUAUAAUUAACACUCCGGUCUCUCAAUUUGAAUUGACGGUCAUUUGUGAAAAACUGAUACUCGUGAAAACAAUAGAUAUUACUUUCUGUACAUUUCGGCAUUGAAUUUCUGGUACUUUGGGUAUUCCCAAAGAUUCUUUUCUCUUUACCUAUUGUCUCCUUUGUGUGUGUGUGUGUGUGUGUGUGUCACGCUCUCUCUUUGCAACUUAACGAGGAUAAUUAUCCAUGAUCUAUUAGCUAUCUCUUUAAAUCCAAUAAAUGAGCCAGCAGUCUUGGGCACACACUUUUUUACGAUGGCUUCCAGAAACCAAAUUCAGUUAGCUUCCAAAAUCUACAGUUGAAUCUAGUCGGGACAAGUUGUGACCAAAAGGUACCUAACCAUUUAAGUUGGCUUGCUAAUGAAAAUAGUUUGGAUAGACCUUCCCAUUACAUGUUAUGCAGUCAACAACAACUGAGCCUUCAGUUGUGGAUCAUGCAACCAAUUAUUAUUAAGCAAAAAUUGCAGAAAACCAUUUUGUUUUAAUGCGCAGAGCCAUAAAGUUGUCCAACAUGUCUACGUCAACCGGAUAUCCUAAAUUAGUCUAGUCCCAUUUGCCAGCAUUUGGCCCAUCUCUCUCUCAACCAUUCCUGUUCAUGUACCCCUCCAGAUGCCUUUUUAAUUGUACCAGCCUCCACCACUUCCUCUGGCAGCUCAUUCCACACAUGCACCACCCUCUGCAUGAAAAUGUUGUCCCUUAAAUCCCUCGUAUCUUUUUUCCCCUUUCACCUUAAACCUGUGCCCUCUAGUUUUGGCUAUUCAUCCUAUCUAUGCACCUCAUUAUUUUAUAAAUCUCUAUAUGAUCACUCCUCAGCCUUCAAUGUUCCAGGGAAAAUAGCUCCAGCUUAUUCAGCCUCUCCCUAUAGCUCAAACCCUUGUACCUGGGAAAUAUCCUUGUAAAUCUUUUCUGAACCCUUUCAAGUUUAACAACACCUUUCCUGUAGCAGGGAGACCAGAACUAAAUGCAGUAUGCAUUGUUUUAAGGUAGAUAAGCUGGAUAUCUGAAAGAAAGGAGAAAUCAACAUUUCAGGUGGUACCCUUUUUCAGAUCUGCGUGUUGAACUCCAUGUUGAGCCCUCUGGGCUGUAGGGUGCCCUGGUGAAAGAUGAGUGUGUGAAGAAGGAGGACUCAACAUUGGAGAAUUCAACUUCAAACAAUGUUCCCGUCCAACCCCGGCUCCAUUUCCAGCCCCACCUCCUCCCUUCCGUUCCACCUUCUGACCGUCUCUUCUAGCCACCAACCGGAUUCAUCCCUCCCAUCGACCAACCAGGUGAUACUUACUACCAGUGUCCACCUAUCACCGUCAUUCCGCUACACCCCCUCUCUUCAUCUGCAGCUCCCACUACUGCCACAUCCAGUCCUGAAAUUGAAGUUUGGAUGUCAAAAAUCAGAAAGUUGUAAUAUUGUUGGGUAUCUAACAAAAAUUCAUAUUUAACACUCAACUGGAGACAUUGCUUUUAAAUUCUAAUCAAGUUAAUGAGACAGGACUGAAAUCACUUUUUGCACUUUUUUUUAAAGGAAAACUUCAGUGAUUUGAUCUGAAUUCACUUGGUUUCUACCUAAUAAUUAUUAUUGCGGGAGUCUUAAAUUGAAACGAUUUUUUUUUUGUUUGUUUGUGUGCUAUGGGUGCCACAGGCUAGACUUUUAUUGAAUCCCCAUUUCACCGUCUGUGAUUGGAUUCAUACCCAUGUCCUCAGAACAUUUACGCUGGACUUCUUGACUAUAGUGACAUUUCCAUGAAACUGCCUCCUUGCCUGUUGAAAAGGGAGUAAUUUUGUUGAAGCUAUUUGUCUUGCCCUCAAAAGGGCAAAUGCAGCAAUGCUGAAUUUUAAGUGAUCACGACUUUUAUACUGUAGGAAUAAAGGAUAGCAAGUUGAUAUAUUGGCUCAGGCAUUGCUAUGGAGAAAGUAAAGCAAAACUAUAAUUUCCCAUGUUUUCCAGUAAAGCAUUUGGAAUAACUUAAAUCAGUUUUCAAGCAGCUAGAGAUAAAUGGUCACGGUUGUAAUCUACAAAAGCAGGAAUUGUUGGAGAAACUCCCCAGGUCUAGCAACAUCUUCAGAGAAGGAUCAGUGGAUUCAGAACUUUGACUGUACUUUGUCUCCCCAGAUGCUGCCAUACCUAGUGAGUUUCUUCAGCAAUUUCUGUUUUUGCAUUGUCAGUUCUGUUUUAUUUUUAAGGUUGUAAUGUAGUGCAUUUACACUUGCUAGAAGGUGACAUGCAUUCAUACUUGAGACCUGUUCUCUAUAAAUAAAGGACGAUGUUCAAAAAGGUGCAAGCAGACCUUUUGUGCAUAGGGAGGGAGUUCCUAUGCUUGAAUAUGUGCUGCUUCAAGAAAGCAUAAAUGAGCCACAAUACGUUGACUGAUUUAAUCAGAUUUUAACUAAAGAUAAAUUAUCUCCAGUUGAAGUUCCCAGAAGUUAAGGGAAGUCUAAAAGUUUCCAUAGCGCUCUCCAUGGCAAUUGUCUCAAUUGGCAGAGUCCAGUUACCAACUAACCCACAUCCCUUGCCUCCUGUGGUAUAAAUUGUUUCAAAAGCUUGAAAUUUUUGAGAUUGGCCCGAUUAGUAUGAGAUCUCCACAACAUGCCUAUCUCUUCAGAUGUAUUCAAGUUCUGCACAACCAUGCCACUGUUAUUGAAAUAAAAUAAGUGUUAGCCUGACUCGAUGUGACUGAGAUGAGUGUGCUAUAACUAGUGUUAGAGAACCACUGUUUGCUCCAGCUCUGCUUGUGUGAGAUCACACGUGAUGCAGAUUCCAGCAUGCAGUAAGGCUACUGUGCAACAUUCAAAUUAUUGACGCGUAUUAAUACAUUAGAAAAUUUCCAAACAUCCUCAAAAUAACUGUUGGAACACCAUAUUUAAGAUGUGUGUUAUAUUUUCCUGAAUUUUCUUAUCUAUAAUUGAGUGCAAAUAUGACAACUUGUCUCUAUGUGCAAAACCCGUCUUUUCGUUCUUAUUGUAUAGAACCGUAAUGAUGCAAUUUAAAAUUUUGAGCAACAAAUUUUAAUUGUUUGUUUCCUCUGUAGACCAGUUUCCCUUUUGAGUCUGAUCAAAAUAUCAAAAGGACCACAGCCAGAAGUGUUGGGCACAAUUUUAUCACACUGAGAUCAAUUUACUUAUACAGGGUUACAGUUGAGCCCGCUGUGGUUAUGUCAAUUACUUUUACAAGUUGUAAACUCUUGUAGUAGCUCCCCAGCAGCUUGAUAUGUUUUGUGGUUUGAGACCAUGAUGAUGUAGAUAGAUUAAUGCUGUCUGCCCCAACUUGGGUUUCUGUUUUUUAAGCUUGUAACCAAGCCCUCCUUCCUGGAUGAAUAAGUUAUUAUCCCAGAAGCUACUGGAAAUAGAUGUAAACAAGAUACACAGCUUCCACAUUCUGAGCUCCCGAGCUAGCAUUUUUGUUACACAGUGUGACUAUUAAAAAUGGUUGGAAGCUAGCCUGUUUUCACAAGUUACUUCACAAGAGUGAAAUAAUUUCUAUCACGCUGUUGGCAAAACAGUCUUGUAUGGGUAAAGGCAACAAUAAAAAUACUUUGGUUGGGUGUCUAGGAGCUUUAGCUGUUUUUGGUGUUGUGGACAGUUCACCAAAAACAGUCUACCUGCCUCAUGGGAAAAUAACAAAGAGUAAAUGUGCAUAAUUAUAAAGCUUUAAAUUGCACAUAAAAAAUAGAUCAUUUCUGUUGUGUGUGGAUCCAGAAGUGUACUGAACUUGCGGCAUUGCCCUCUCCUUCAAUUCCGUGUGUCAGUUGAGUAUGAUCUGUUUGCAAAAGGGUCCAGAGAUACUUGCAGUAUUGGGCCAUGUGUUUUAGUUGAUGGAAUAAAUGAAGAGUUUUUACUUUGUACAAUGUGAACCUAUGAUUUCUCUCAGGUUGCUUUUAUUUUGUAUGCCUGUUUGUUCCCAUCUCAAAUAAAUAAAGAAGUGAUUAGGCAUGUGUUUUUAUUCAUUCACAGGAUGAAGGCAUCACUGGUUAGCUAGCAUUUAUUGCCCAUCCAAAUUGGCAAAGGGUAGUUAAGAGUCAACCACGUUGCUGUGUGUGUGCAGUCACAUGUAAGCUAUACCAGGUGAGGAUGGCAGUUUCCUCCCCUAAAGGACAUUAGUGAACCAGGUGGGUUUUAUCCGACAGUCAACAAUGGAUUCAUGGUCAUAGUUAGAUCCUUAACGCCAGAUAUUUAUUGAAUUCAAAUUCCACCAUUUGCUGUGGUCACAUUCAAAUCUGGGUCCCCAGUACGUUAUCUGUGUCUCUGGAUUAACAGUUCAGUCCGUUGCUUCCCCC